This is a messenger RNA of Penicillium taxi, 1917 nucleotides long. Its product is annotated as 2-isopropylmalate synthase. The record is from RefSeq and is a predicted model, not a curated record. NCBI's taxonomy places the organism in Eukaryota, Fungi, Ascomycota, Eurotiomycetes, Eurotiales, Aspergillaceae. Gene Ontology annotation, biological process: L-leucine biosynthetic process. Bases 1 to 1917 code for a protein of 638 amino acids. The transcript is spliced from 2 exons. Gene Ontology annotation, cellular component: mitochondrion. Gene Ontology annotation, molecular function: 2-isopropylmalate synthase activity.
AUGCCGAUGCUCAAAGAUCCUUCCAAGAAAUAUAAGCCUUACAAGCCAUUGAACCUUACCAACCGAACAUGGCCUAAUAAACAAAUCGAGUCUGCGCCUCGCUGGCUCAGCACUGAUCUCAGAGAUGGAAACCAAAGUCUCCCGGAUCCAAUGGAUGGCGACCAAAAACUCCGCUUCUUUAAGAUGCUUGUUGAUAUUGGUUACAAGGAGAUUGAGGUAUCCUUCCCUGCCGCCUCCCAAGUCGACUUCGAUUUCACCCGCCGCCUCGUUGAGGAGCCUGGUCUUACUCCAGAUGAUGUCUGGCUCCAAGUCCUCGCCCCAUGCCGAGAGGAGAUCAUUCGCCGGACUGUUGACUCCCUGAAGGGAGCCAAGAAGGCUAUUCUACACAUUUAUCUCGCCACCAGCCCUUGUUUCCGAAGAAUCAUCUUUGGAAUGGAUAAGAGACAGUCCCUGGAGAAGGCUGUUGCGUGUGCCAAAUAUGCUCGCUCAAUUACAAAGGAUGAUCCAUCUAUGGCCGGCACUGAAUGGCAAUUCGAGUUCUCGCCAGAGACCUUCUCGGAUACAGAGCCUGACUUCGCAAUUGAAGUCUGCGAAGCUGUCAAGGCUGCAUGGGAGCCUACUGCCGAGAACCCUAUUAUCUUCAACCUGCCCGCCACUGUCGAGAUGUCCACCCCCAAUGUUUACGCCGAUCAAAUUGAAUACUUCUGCACAAAUAUGACUGAGCGUGAGAAGUUUGUUGUCUCGCUCCACCCACACAACGACCGUGGCUGUGCUGUCGCUGCUGCCGAACUGGCUCAGAUGGCUGGUGCCCAGCGUGUGGAGGGUACCCUGUUUGGUAACGGUGAGAGAACCGGAAAUGUCGACCUGGUUACCCUGGCCCUCAACCUUUACACACAAGGUGUCUCACCAAAUGUUGAUUUCUCCGAUAUCAAUGCAGUCAUUAAGGUUGUGGAGGAAAGUAAUCAGAUCCCUGUGAAUGAAAGAUGGCCUUACGGCGGAUCCCUGGUCUCUGCCGCCUUUAGUGGAUCUCACCAGGAUGCCAUCGCCAAGGGCUUCAAAAUUCGCAAGGACACCAAUGCCACUGAUGACGAUGAAUGGGUUAUCCCAUAUCUCCCAAUUGACCCCUCAGAUAUCGGCCGCACCUACGAGGCUGUCAUCCGCGUCAACUCACAGAGUGGCAAGGGUGGCGCCGCAUGGGUUAUCCUGCGCAGCCUGGAGCUGGAUCUCCCCCGUGCGCUGCAGGUCGAGUUCAGCAAGGUCGUACAAAAGGAAACCGAACUUCUCAGCCGCGAGCUGAAGCCCGCCGAAAUUGUCAACCUCUUCGAGCAGUCCUACCACCUCAAGACAAAUCCCCGCUUCAACCUAGUCGAUUACAACAUUACCACAGAUCGUUCGCAGUCCCCGGCUCCUCCAUCGGAGCCUGGGAAGGCUCUCAACACCAAGAACCUUAAGCGUCGCUUCACUGGUAUUGUCGAGAUCGACAAUACCCAGCACGCCAUCACUGGUGUUGGACCCGGUGCCAUCUCAUCUCUUGCAGCUGCUCUGUCUUCCCUCGGAAUCGACCUCGAUGUUGUCGACUACAAGGAGCACUCAAUCAGUGGCUCAUCUGGCAACAAGGGCCGUGAUGUUAAGGCUGCUACAUAUAUCCAGUGUACUGCCGCUGGUAGCAAGGAACAAGUGUGGGGUGUUGGUAUCCACCAGGAUGUUGUCCAAGCCAGUCUGAUCGCCCUGCUCAGUGCUGCUAGCUCGUUCCUUACCUCUCAAGCUGGCUCCCCUGCUCCUUUCCGCCCUGUCCGCUCCAACACCCUCACUAACGAGGACAUUCAUGCCCUUGAGCAGCUGACUACCGAGGCCAAUGCUAACGGUGGCCCUCAGGUCAACAUUGAGCAGUUGACUAAACAGGCUGAAGCCCAGUAG